Molecule: messenger RNA, 4804 nt
Organism: Hypanus sabinus (Atlantic stingray)
Lineage: Eukaryota; Metazoa; Chordata; Chondrichthyes; Myliobatiformes; Dasyatidae
Gene: rela
Product: v-rel avian reticuloendotheliosis viral oncogene homolog A
Exons: 11
Coding region: 153-1919 (588 amino acids)
Biological process (GO): inflammatory response; innate immune response; canonical NF-kappaB signal transduction
Cellular component (GO): cytoplasm
Molecular function (GO): RNA polymerase II cis-regulatory region sequence-specific DNA binding; DNA-binding transcription factor activity, RNA polymerase II-specific
Source: RefSeq, a predicted model, not a curated record
CGGCGGUGACGUCACCGGCCUGGGUAUUUCCGCGUCUGUCAGUAAAUAAAGUUAGAGAGACGGGGAGCUCCCCGCUCCCCUUCCUCACCCCCCGCCUGCAAUCGAUUCCUCGCCCGCCCCUCCGGACAGCGGGAGGCCGGCCGUGCAGCCCAAUGGAAGGUUUCCUGCAGAUGCCGACUGUACAAUGGACGCACAGCAUCACCCCAGCCCCGCCCUACAUCCGGAUCCUGGAGCAGCCCAAGCAGCGGGGCAUGCGGUUCCGGUACAAAUGCGAGGGCCGCUCGGCGGGUAGCAUCCCCGGUGAGAAGAGCACAGACAGCACGCGGACGUACCCAGCCAUCGAGAUUGUGAACUACCUCGGCCCGGCCCGGGUGCGGAUCUGCCUGGUGACCAAGAAGGAGCCCUACAAACCCCACCCCCACGACCUGGUGGGGAAGGACUGCAAGGAUGGCUACUACGAGGCCGACCUGCCCGAGAGGAGCGUUCACAGCUUCCAGAACCUGGGCAUCCAGUGCGUCAAGAAGCGGGAGGUGGCCAUGGCUCUGCAGAACCGGCUCAGCAAGAACGUCAACCCCUUCAACGUCCCGGCGGAGGAGCUCCAGAACGACUCCGAGGAGGACCUCAACGUGGUCCGGCUGUGCUUCCAGGUGUUCCUCCCCAACGAGAUGGGCAUCUGCAGCGUGCCACUGCCGCCCGCCGUCUCCAACCCCAUCUACGACAACCGAGCCCCGAACACAGCGGAGCUGAAGAUCUGCCGGGUGAACAAGAAUUCGGGAAGCUGCCGGGGCGGUGAGGAGAUCUUCCUGCUUUGCGACAAGGUUCAGAAAGAGGACAUCGAGGUCCGCUUCUUCACCAGCGACUGGGAGGGCAAGGGCUCCUUCUCGCAGGCGGACGUGCACCGGCAGGUGGCCAUCGUCUUCAAGACGCCGCCGUACAAGGACGUGAUGCUGACGCAGCCGGUCACCGUGCACAUGCAGCUGCGGCGGCCGUCCGACAAGGAGGUCAGCGACGCCAUGGAGUUCCAGUACCUCCCCGAGGACAAAGAUCCGUACGGUACCCAGGAGAAACGGCGCAAGACCCACAACGAGUUUGUCAACAUGCUCCAUAAGUGCCAGCUACCAGGGGUGCCCAUCUCCAAGAGGCCGAUAUCGAUCCCGACCCGCGGGCCCGACGGCAGGGCGAAGCCGAAACACUUCCACAAGCUCCCCCAGACAGGGGCCAGCGCUCCAGACCUGCUGGGCGGCACAGGGCCCGCCGCCUCCGCCUACCUGCCGCUCGACAGCGGCCUGGAGCCCCGCCGGGGCCUGGACAUGCCGGGCCUGGGGCCGGCCUUCCCCACCUUCCAGCCUCCGGGGAUGGGCCUACUGGGCAACUUCUUCCCCCCGCUGCAGGCCCAGCCCCAGGCCCAGCUGCCGCCCAAGGCCCCCGAGCCGCCGGCCGCCUUCUCCACCAUCGACGCCACCGAGCUGUUCGGCGCGGCCUUCCCGGCGGCCCUCGACCGGCCGGAGCUGUACCUGGGUGAGCCGGCCGCCGGCGUGGAGCUGCCCGGCCAGGACGGCGAGUGCGUCAGCCUGGGCUCCAUCGACAACGGCGACUUCCGGGACCUGCUGGCCCGCCAGCCCGACUUCGCCCUCGCCGGCCCGCAGCAGCCCACGCUGAUGAGCUACUCCCCCGACCUCAUCAAGCUGAUGGGCAGCGGCCAGGAUCUGCGGCCGGGGCCCGGGGCCGGGGCCGCGCCGGGGCCGGCGCUCAACGGCGAGCUGGAGGCGGCUGUGACGGCCUCCGACUUCCUGCCGGACGACGACGAACAAUUCAUGUCCAUCUUCACACAGAGCUUCGAGCUCAUGAACUCGUCCGAGAUCAACAACAUGUACGAGACGGAGCGGGCCAGUCAGGGAGCGGGUGGGGGGAGGGAAUGAGGGAGAGGGAGCACGGGUUUUGAGGGAGCCGAUCCAUUUAGGCUCUCCCCUCCAUCUCCAAUCUGCAAUUCUGCACUCCCUUGCUCUUCUCCCCCCACUCCCAUCCCUUCUCUCAACUGACACACUCUCAGACAUGCACCUUCACUCUCUCUCCCCAUCUUCUGUCUGUCUGUCUCUCCCCAACUUCUGUCUGUCUCUCUCUCCCCCAUCUUCUGUCUGUCUGUCUCUCCCUAACUUCUGUCUGUCUCUCUCUCCCCCAUCUUCUGUCUGUCUGUCUCUCCCUAACUUCUGUCUGUCUCUCUCUCCCCCAUCUUCUGUCUGUCUGUCUCUCCCCAACUUCUGCCUCUCUCUCUCUCCCCAACUUCUGUCUGUCUGUCUCUCCACAACUUCUGUCUGUCUCUCUCCCCAACUUCUGUCUCUCUCUCUCUCUCCCCAACUUCUGUCUGUCUGUCUCUCCACAACUUCUGUCUGUCUCUCUCCCCAACUUCUGUGUCUCUCCCCAUCUUCUGUCUCUCUCUCUCCCCAACUUCUCUCUCUCUCUCUCUCUCUCCCCAACUUCUGUCUCUCUCUCUCUCCAACUUCUGUCUGUCUGUCUCUCCACAACUUCUGUCUGCCUCUCUCUCCCCAACUUCUGUCUCUCUCUCUCCCCAACUUCUGUGUCUCUCCCCCAUCUUCUGUCUCUCUCUCUCUCCCCAACUUCUGUCUGUCUCUCUCCCCAACUUCUGUCUGUCUGUCUCUCUCUCCCCAUCUGUCUGUCUGUCUCUGACUCUCUCCUCAUCUAUGUCUGUCUCUCUCCCAUCUGCCUGUCUGUUUGUCUCCAAAUCUUCUUUCUGUCUCUGUCUCUCUCUCUCCCCAUGUUCUAUCUCUCUCUAACCCAUCUGUCUUUCUCUCCCUCCCCAUCUUCUGUCUAUCUGUCUCUCUCCCCCAUCUGUCUGUCUGUCUCUCUCUCCCCAUCUGUCUAUCUGUCUCUCUCCCCCAUCUGUCUGUCUCUCUCUCCCCCAUCUUCUGUCUCUCUCUCUCUCUCUCUCCCCAACUUCUGUCUGUCUCUCUCCCCAACUUCUGUCUGCCUGUCUCUCUCUCCCCAUCUGUCUGUCUGUCUCUGACUCUCUCCUCAUCUAUGUCUGUCUCUCUCCCAUCUGCCUGUCUGUUUGUCUCCAAAUCUUCUUUCUGUCUCUGUCUCUCUCUCUCCCCAUGUUCUAUCUCUCUCUGACCCAUCUGUCUUUCUCUCCCUCCCCAUCUUCUAUCUAUCUGUCUCUCUCCCCCAUCUGUCUGUCUGUCUCUCUCUCUCCCCAUCUGUCUAUCUGUCUCUCUCCCCCAUCUGUCUGUCUCUCUCUCUACCCCAUCUUCUGUUUUUCUCUCCCUCCAUCUGUCUGUCUCCCUCUGCCUGUCUGUUUCUCUCCUUCCCCCUUCUGUCUGUCUGUCUCUCUUUACCCCAUCUGUCUCUCUCUCUCCCUCCUCCAUUCUAUCUCCUGCUUGUCCCUUGCUCCCCCCUCAAACUUUGUUCUCAGUCCCCAUCUUUCCCACUGCAACAGUUCCACUCCCACCCAGCUCUGGACUCUCAAAGAUGUUUAAUGUCUGCUUCACAAAGAGAUAUUUAACAAAAACAAAUUAUCCUUCAAACCUCGGGAGCAGAACUACGUGAGAUGAAACCCUCUGUUAAAGAAGUUGCUGUUUGGAGGGGGGGGAGAACCUCGGAUUCUGACAUUUGUGCUCCAGCUGCAAGAGAUCAGUCUUGGUUCUCCUCUGUCCCUUAGCCUCCCACGCUUCCAGCCUCUGGAAUCUUUUUUGGGAAAUGCAGGCGCUGGAGUAAAUCCUGUUUCCUGAGAUGUCUAUCUAUUUGACAUGUAAUUUGUUGUACAGACUUUUGAACACCUUUUCUUUCCACUUAUAAACCCUCCAUUCACUAUUUGUAUAAAGAAAAUAUACCUUAAAAGUGAAAAUAGAAAACACAAUUUCUGGCGGGCAGCGGGACUCUGCAAAGUUCUAGAAAUUGGAAGGGGGCUUUUGCUGGUACUUGGGCAUCUGGGAAGGCCCUGCCUCCAUUUUAAAGCCUUCCCUGCUCACCCCAGAGGGAGAGAGUGCCAGAGUUCUGCCUGGUUUGAGUCUAACUCCCAACAGGUAACUUCCCGUAGAUUCACCGUUUUCUCUUUUGAUGCCUCUUUUUAGAACCCAUCUAUUAUGUUAAGGGAAGCUAUGAUUUAAAAAAAAAUAAACCACUCCUGGGUGGCAUUUAGGCUAGGGAAAUAAAUAGAAGAUGGUAGGAUGGGGUAGGUUGUAGGAUUGUUCCUGGUGCGUCUGAAGGCUUUGAAUACACAAUGGAGGCAGUGCCAUCCCAGCAUGCCAAGUGCCUAAGAAAGCCCUCUAGCGAAGCAGUUCCAGCACUUUGGAGAGAGACGCUGGGAGGAGCGGAUGGGCGUCGUGCCUGAAUAGUUUGUGCACCCUUCCUUCCGGCAAGCUGAUCGUUUAUGACCCUCACCCUCACCCCUCCCCUUCCCCUACCGCCCUCCUCCUGGGCAAAUGGGGGUGAACCUUGCCGGGAGGCAACUUUCAUCAACUGGGAGAGCUGGGCCGCGGCGAGGGCCAAGUCCCCAGUUCCCUGCGCUCGCCAAAGAAGAAUGGACAACAAUGAGUGUUGUAGGGAGGAUGAGGGUGGGGGAAGGCCCCCACACAGUUGUAACAGUGCGCUCCCCACAAUGGCGAAGGUCCACAAAUCAACACACUUUUGCAAAGUAGAGCUCACCAGAAGCUUAACCAGCAUGUACAUUGCCAAGGCACCUUGGCCAGGCCACAUCUUUGUAUAGCAAGUAGCUUGCACGUGUAAAAGUAUUAACAUGUAGUGUGUUUUUUUUUUAAAAAAAGAAUAAUAAAUUUUUGCUAAAAGUGUA